Messenger RNA from Microcebus murinus (gray mouse lemur), 4642 nucleotides. RefSeq names its product trimethylguanosine synthase 1 (gene TGS1). Gene Ontology annotation, molecular function: RNA cap trimethylguanosine synthase activity. NCBI's taxonomy places the organism in Eukaryota, Metazoa, Chordata, Mammalia, Primates, Cheirogaleidae. The record is from RefSeq and is a predicted model, not a curated record. Gene Ontology annotation, cellular component: nucleus. Gene Ontology annotation, biological process: 7-methylguanosine cap hypermethylation.
UUCCGGUGGCGGCGUCGAGGCUGGCUCCGGGCGCGAGCGGCCCCGGGCCCGUUCCUAACCCCUCACCCUGGGCUUGCCCGCGAAGCCUACCUUUGGUCUCCAGUAUCCGAGUAGAGCCGGGCCGGAGCGGGGGACGGCAGGGCUGCCUCUGAGGUGGUAAAAUGUGCUGCGAGAAGUGGAGCCGCGUGGCCGAAAUGUUUCUCUUCAUUGAAGACCGGGAUGAGGAGUAUAAGAUCCUUUGCCUCUGCUCCAGGGCAUUUGUAGAGGAUCGAAAAUUGUGCAAUUUGGGAUUAAAAGGCUACUAUGUCAAAGGCAGUGGCAACAAUGCAGGAGACCACACUACAGAAGAGGAGGAAGGUGGUCAUUCCCAUGGUACUGCAGAAUCAUGUGACAGCAAAGGCAUAGGCCUAGAUGAAAAUGAACUUGAUUCUGAGGCCGAACUCAUGAGAAGUAUGGGAUUGCCACUUCAAUUUGGUGGGAUAGCUGCACAUGAUAAAUUUGAGGUGUCUAUGAAUACUAGAAAUAAAGUUAAAAUAAAAAAGAAAAAGAAAAAGCAUCAAAAGAAAUACUUAAAUGAAAUUAUGCAAGAAUCUUGGAGAAAAGAAUAUGAAGAAGAUGAUAUUUUGGAUUCAGAUGACCCAUCUGAAGUUGAACAGUAUGAGAACACAAGAACAUGUAAACUUCAAAGCAAAGAACACAUCCAAACAGAAAAUCUUCCUGUUGAAAAUACAUUAUCGCCAAAACUAGAGAUUACAGAGAAAUGGGAAAAGUAUUGGAAUGAAUAUGGAGGAGGACUGUUGUGGCAAAGCUGGCAAGAAAAACAUCCAGAUCAAACACUGUCUGCUGAACCUUGGAACUUUGCUGAUACAAAGGAAGAAUGGGAGCAACAUUAUAGUCAACUUUAUUGGUAUUAUUUAGAACAAUUUCAGUACUGGGAAGCUCAGGGUUGGACUUUUGAUACCUCGCAAAGCUGUGAUACAGAUACUUGUGCAUCAGAAGUUGACAGCAAGAAAGAUGAAAAUUAUGUGAAGGUCAACUUAAUAUCUUUCCCAUCUUUACCUACUGCAGUAGAUAGUGACAACUCUGGUACAAGUGAUAAGGAUCAUAAUGAAAUACUUGAUGGAAUUAGUAAUAUAACUCUGAAUUCAGAGGUAGUAGAACAGAGCCAAUUAGAUUCUUCAGUAAGUCGUGGUGGUUGUCAGCAGCUCAGUGAAGUUAGUAGCAGGAGAGAGUGCCCUGCAUCUGGCCAAAGUGAACCGUGUAAUAAUGGUGGCACCAAGGAAAACAGCUCAUCUGGGAAUAGAAGCACAGACCAACCAGCUCAGGAUUCACAAGAAUCUUCAGGAGCAAACACAAGCAAAGACAGACCACACACCAGUGGUAUUGAUGACGAGGAGAGCGAAGAAGAUCCACCUGAGCACAAGCCAAGCAAACUGAAGAGGAGCCAUGAACUAGACAUCGAUGAAAACCCAGAUCCAGACUUUGAUGACAAUGGUUCCCUUCUAGGAUUCAAGCAUGGCUCAGGACAAAAAUAUGGCGGAAUUCUGAAUUUCAGUCAUCGGCAGGUCAGGUAUCUAGAGAAGAAUGUGAAGCGUAAGUCUAAGUACCUGGACAUGCGCAGACAAAUAAAGGUGAAAAACAAACACAUCUUCUUUACUGAAGAGUCAGAAAAACUACUUUUUAAGAAAAGCAAAGUUCUGAGUAAGGUAGAAAAAUUCCUAACAUGGGUUAACGAACCAGUGGAUGAAGAAGUGUCACAAGAGUCGUUUUCUCAGAACAACGUGCCAGACACUUGCACAAGUAGUGAUUCAGAGGAACAAGACAUGUCUGUUAAAAAAGGUAGUGAACCACUGGAGACUAGUAAUCCAGAACCUGAAAGAUGUCAGAUCAUAUCUUCAACUGGUGAACUUGAAAUAGAAAAAAAUGAAGGAGCUGGCUUGGGCACAAUUGUUCCAGAUAAGCAGAAUUGUGUUAUUCAAGAUAUGCCAGACUCUCUUCAGGCAGAAACUGAAGCUGAAGUAAAAAAGAAGAAGAAGAAGAAAAACAAGAACAAAAAGGUAAAUGGCCUGCCACCUGAGAUAGCUUCUGUUCCAGAGCUAGCAAAAUACUGGGCCCAGAGAUACAGGCUCUUCUCCCGUUUUGACGAUGGGAUUAAAUUGGACAGAGAAGGCUGGUUUUCAGUUACACCUGAAAAGAUUGCUGAACACAUUGCUGGCCGGGUCAGUCAGUCCUUCAAGUGUGACAUUGUAGUAGAUGCAUUCUGUGGAGUUGGAGGCAAUACAAUUCAAUUUGCCUUAACAGGAAAGAGAGUGAUUGCCAUUGAUAUUGAUCCUGUUAAGAUUGAUCUUGCUCGUAAUAAUGCAGAAGUUUAUGGUGUGGCAGAUAAGAUAGAGUUCAUCUGUGGAGAUUUCCUGCUACUGGCUUCUUGUUUGAAGGCUGAUGUUGUGUUCCUCAGCCCACCUUGGGGAGGGCCAGACUAUGCCACUGCAGAGACCUUCGACAUUAGGACGAUGAUGUCUCCUGAUGGCUUUGAAAUUUUCAGACUUUCCCAGAAGAUCACUAAUAAUAUUGUUUAUUUUCUUCCAAGAAAUGCUGAUGUUGACCAGGUGGCAUCCUUAGCUGGGCCUGGAGGGCAAGUGGAAAUAGAACAGAACUUUCUUAACAACAAAUUGAAGACAAUCACUGCUUAUUUUGGUGACCUGAUUCGAAGACCAGCCUCUGAAACCUAACUGAGGCAGUGCUGAGACAAACAGAUCAAGUAGUGGUCAGAACGUUAUUCAGAUAAGACACUUGGAAUGUCUUCCUGGACUCACUGACACUUUGUAUGCAUAGUCUUAUAUCACCAUAUGAAAUAGAAACUUCCAGGAGUUGAAUGAAUGUUAAUGAAGGGCUUUGAGAUCUUUGGGUAAUGUUAACUAUGUAUAUUGUACAUUAGGAUAGUAAGUGUCUGAUAUGGAAAGGGGAGGCUUGCCCCUGUGCUUAAUUUCAGUGUGUGUAUUUUUAUGUAUGUCUGUGUAUUUUUUUAAUUUUGUAUGUUUUGGUUUACCAUCUUUGUAUGCAUGUAUAUGUGUGCAAAAAAGAAAAUUGUGUUUUUUUAAAAUAGAUACAAAGAAAACAAUGAAUUAGUUAUAUUCUAUCCACCCAUUUAAUCCCUACCAAAAUAAAUAAUGUUACAUGUUUAGGGCUAGAAAUGUGAACAGUACAGAAUGGUACAAAAUGAAAAGUCUUCCACCCCUUUCCCUACCCUUUAUUCGUUUAUCUAAAGGUAAUUCGUUUAAUUAAAGGUAAUCACAGUUAACAGUUUUUAUAAUUCCUGUGGAAAAGCAAAGAAUUGCAAUAUACCCUAAUGCACUUUUUUCCCCUCAUUAAUGCACUGUUGGAUACCUUCUUCUCUUUUUUUUAACUUUGUAUCUUUUUAUAAAAGUAUGUAUUUUUUUUACUAGUAUACAUGGAAGACCUUUCCAUAUCAGUACAUACAUGUAGAUCUACCUCAUUUUUUUAAUGGCUGUAUUGCAUUUCUUUUUCUGGAUGCGCCAUAAUUAAACAGUUCUCUGUUGAUAGACACUUAGGCUGUUUUCAGUUUUUUACAGUUACCCACUAUUCUGCACUGUCCUUAAGUAUAAUCUAUGUUGUUGAACAAGUAUACCCAUGGGGUAAAUUUCUACCUGUCAGAUUGCUGGAGUUUGUACAUUUUAAUUUUGAUGGGUGUGGUCAAAUUGCCUCAAUACAGUUGGAGGUAAUUGUGUUCGCAUCCACGGUGGUUAGACGGCAUAUUUUCUUCCACCCUUCCCAGCUUGGGGCGUCAAGCAUUUUGAUUGUUGCUAUCUCAUGGGUAAGGAAAAUGGUAUCUUAUUGUUGGUAUGCAUUUCCUUAAUUAUGAAUGAUAUUUGGCAUAUUUUCAUACAUUUUAUCUUCUUUAGUUUUCUCCCAAUUUUUAAAUUUUUAUUAUGAAUUAUCUUUUUCUUAUAUAUGAGUUCUUUGUAAAUUAAAGAGCCCUUUGUCUUUAGUAGGUCUUACAGAUAUGUUUUUCCAGUUUGUUGUUAGCCUUUAGAUUUAUUGGGGUGUUUCUGUUUUUGCCAUAUGAAAGUUUUUAAUUUUAUGCAGUCAGACUUACUAGUCUUUUAUCUUUGUUGCUUCUGGGUUUAUGUCAUUUUGAGAUAUCUUUCCUUUUCCCCAAAAAAAUACUUUUAUUCAGACUUCUUACUAGAACUGUCCUGUUUUCAUGUCUUUGCUUCAUCUGGAAUUUGAUUUUUGACACGCUUUUUAUAAAGAUAGUGUUUUUAAAUUUUCCAUUGCAAAAUCAACAUGAAAUGUAUUUUGUAAUAAAGGAGAUAAUCCUUUUCUAUUAAAAUGGCAAUGAAAGGAAAAGGAAUAUGUGUUGUUUAAUUAUUCAUCUAGAAAGUGUGUUCAGUCAUUUUUACAAGUAGAUAAAAAGACAGUGACAUACAACUCUUGCCAUUGCAGGUUGGACUUGAGACCUUUAUCUUUUAAUAAUGUAAGCACGUUAAACAUUAUACAAAAGACAAUUUGGAGUGAGAUAGAGCUGGGGAAAUUGAAAUAAACUUGAGGGGCCUGGCAAGGUGGCUCACUCCUGUAAUCCUUUGGGAGGCCAAGGCAGGAGGAUCACUUGAGCUGAGGAGUU